UCAGGCCAGCUGGGUUGUGAACUGCUACUUCACUUCUCUCUCUCUCUGUCUCUCUGUCUCUCUAUCUCUCUAUCUCUCUCUCUCUCUCUCUUAUUUUCUUUGUAGAUGAACAGUCAUAGACUUUGGGUACAAUACAAAAAUUCAAAGUUCUUUUUAGCUUGUUAGCAUGAACUUGAUUAAGUAAUGAUGUAGAGAGAGAGAUAGUGAAGAGAAGAGUGAGGGUUUCCUUUUCUUGAUACUUUUAACUUAACUUCUCUUUUGGGUUGCUUAAUUUGGUUUUGGUUUAUGUUUUUGGUUUCUUUUACUUGAUUUCUUUUGGAUGGGUUUAGAGGGUGAAGUGGUAGUAGGACAAGUAUUGAAAAAGAAGAAGAAAGAUGAUGGGAGGGAAAAUAGAGAGCAGCAGCAGUGGUUGUUGUACAGUUUUAUACAGCACUACUGUACAAGUUGGUCUAGCAGCAACAGCAUACUUAAGAAUUCUCCUUACAAGUGAAAAUCUUGUACCUUGAAAAAACCAAAAAAAAAAAAACCAAAAGCAAAAACACUCUCAAUAUUGAGCUUCUAAAAGACAUCUCUCUCUCUCUAUCUCUCUCUCUCUCUCUCUCUUGCUCACUGAAAUCCACAAAUUUACACACUCAAAUAUUAACAAACAAAAAAAGAAGAAGAAGAAGAAAGACCUGAUCUCUGUAUCUUUAUAGAGUUGUUUCUUUCUUUCAGAACCAUGAAGAGACUUGGCAGCUCUGAUUCUCUUGGUGCUUUGAUGUCCAUCUGUCCAUCUACAGAUGAACAUAGUCCGAGAAACAGCAACCAUUAUGGGAGGGAAUUUCAGUCCAUGUUGGAUGGUUUAGAUGAGGAAGCCUGUAUAGAAGAAUCAGGCCAUGUCGCGGAGAAAAAAAGGCGACUGAGUGUAGAUCAAGUCAAGGCCUUGGAGAAGAACUUUGAAGUUGAAAACAAGCUGGAACCCGAAAGAAAAGUGAAACUAGCCCAAGAACUUGGUUUGCAACCUAGACAAGUUGCCGUCUGGUUUCAAAACCGCCGUGCACGGUGGAAAACCAAGCAAUUGGAAAGAGAUUAUGGUGUUCUUAAAGCCAAUUAUGAAUCUCUUAAGGUCAAUUACGAUUCCCUCCAGCAUGACAAUGAAGCUUUACUCAAAGAGAUAAGAGAACUGAAGGCAAAGCUCAACGAUGAGAAUACAGAAAGCAAUGUUUCUGUUAAAGAAGAGAUAAUCUUGCCGGAAUCUGAUGACAAAGCAACCAAAAAGCCACCACUAGUUGAUUCUCUGGCAGCGGCAGAAACAAAAGAAGACUUGAACUAUGAUAGCUUCAAUAACAACAAUGGAGUAGCAGAGGUGGCAACUUUUUUCCCAGACUUCAAAGAUGGGUCAUCAGAUAGUGACUCGAGCGCGAUCUUAAAUGAAGAUAACAGUCCAAUUUCAUCAUCUGGGAUACUCCAAAACCACCAGUUAAUUAUGUCUCCUCCACCUGCAUCUUCAUCAUCCUUAGACUGCUUCCAGUUCACAUCAUCAAAAGCUUAUAAUCAGACCCAGUUCGUGAAGAUGGAAGAACACAAUUUCUUUAGCAGUGAAGAGGCAUGUAAUUUCUUUUCUGAUGACCAAGCUCCUACCCUCCAAUGGUACUGCCCUGAUCAAUGGAAUUAGACAAGGAAAACACAAAAGAAACAAGGGCGCAGUAAUAAGAGGCAAUCAAAUAGUGGAGAAGUGGGGGUGGUAUCUUGAAAGAAAAAAGGAAACAAAAGAAGAGAGAGAGAGUUAGUUCCAAGAGUUUUGUAAAAUUAAUGGAAGUAUAGUAUAUAUUAUAUCUAUGUAAUUAAAAAGCUCUAAACUUUGGUCUCCAUUGAAAAAAUUGGAGAAAUGGGUCCAUGAACAAGAAACAAGAAUAAAAGGAAAAGAAAGGGUGAGAUCAAUGGACAAAAAAAUGGCAAAAGAACCCAGAAAAAAGGGGGACUUGGAGCUAGAAAAUAAUGUAAGAGAGAGAAAGAGGGAAAGAGAGAGAGAGAGCACGUGUAGGGGAAAGGUGACGAUGAUAAAUGCGUAGAGAUAUCUUUCUUUUCUUUUCCUCUAAUGAGCCGUGCGGGAAUGAUUAGAUCGUAAUUGGAGCUUUCUUUCCCUCUCCCCUGUAAAAAAGUAGUUAUGGAAGAGAAAGAGAAAAAUCAUCUUUGAAUCCAUGGAGGAAGAAUUCCUGUAAUGGAGAAAUAAUCAUAAGCCUACCUUCUUUUCUC
Molecule: messenger RNA, 2235 nt
Organism: Ricinus communis (castor bean)
Lineage: Eukaryota; Viridiplantae; Streptophyta; Magnoliopsida; Malpighiales; Euphorbiaceae
Product: homeobox-leucine zipper protein ATHB-6
Exons: 3
Coding region: 719-1654 (311 amino acids)
Biological process (GO): positive regulation of DNA-templated transcription
Cellular component (GO): nucleus
Molecular function (GO): sequence-specific DNA binding; DNA-binding transcription factor activity, RNA polymerase II-specific
Source: RefSeq, a predicted model, not a curated record